AUGGCUGAACAACUCGACAUGGGUCGUCUCAACCUCAACGACUCCCAGCACGCUCCUCAGCAAAACGGCUUCGGCCACCAGGAGCGCUCUGCCUACAUCCCUCCUCACCUCCGCGGUCGUCCUGGCGGCGGUCCCCCUCCUAUGGACGGCCCUCCUCCCAUGAACGGCGGCCCCGGUCCUGGCCCUGGCGGCAACGCCUGGGCUCCUGGCCCUCAGCAGGGCGGUCGCGGCUACGGUGGCCCCCCUCCUAUGAACGGCGGCGGCGCCGCAGGCGGCGGCGGCGGUAACUGGGCAAGCGCCCCCAACUUCACUCCCCGACAAGGUAGAGAUGCCCCCAACGACGCCAGCUGGGGUGCCAACCAACCCAGCAAGUUCGACCCAAAUGCUUACGGCAAACCAGGUGGAGGCGGCGGUGGUGCUCCCCGCGGCUCUGGUGACGGACAGUGGAAGGAUGGCAAGCACAUUCCUGGCCCCUCCAACCCCCGUGUCGAGCGUGAGCUCUACGGUGUACCCAACGACCCCUCGAAGCAGCAGACCGGCAUCAACUUCGAGAAGUACGACGACAUCCCCGUCGAGGCCUCUGGCCAGGGUGUCCCCGAGCCUGUCACUCGAUUCACGAACCCCCCUCUCGACGAGCACCUGUUGAGCAACAUCGAGCUCUCCGGCUACAAGGUCCCCACCCCUGUCCAGAAGUACUCCAUUCCCAUCGUCAUGGGUGGUCGUGACUUGAUGGCUUGUGCCCAGACUGGUUCUGGUAAGACGGGUGGUUUCCUGUUCCCCAUUCUCGCCCAGGCCUUCAAGACUGGCCCCGUCGCAGCCCCUGCUGCGCAGAAUGGCGGUUACGGCUACGGUCGCCAGCGCAAGGCCUACCCCACCUCGUUAAUUCUGGCUCCCACCCGUGAGCUGGUGUCCCAGAUCUUCGAAGAGGCCCGCAAGUUUGCCUACCGCUCUUGGGUUCGUCCUUGCGUUGUCUACGGCGGUGCCGACAUCGGCUCCCAGCUUCGCCAGAUCGAGCGUGGUUGCGAUUUGCUCGUUGCCACCCCUGGUCGUCUCGUCGAUUUGAUCGAGCGCGGCCGCAUCUCUCUUCAGAACAUCAAGUACCUUGUUCUCGACGAGGCUGAUCGCAUGCUGGACAUGGGUUUCGAGCCUCAGAUUCGCCGCAUUGUCGAGGGCGAGGACAUGCCUCCCACAGCUGGCCGCCAGACUCUCAUGUUUUCGGCUACCUUCCCCCGCGACAUCCAGAUGCUUGCCCGCGAUUUCCUGAAGGACUACAUUUUCCUUUCGGUUGGUCGUGUCGGUUCAACAUCUGAGAACAUCACCCAGAAGAUUGAGUACGUCGAAGACGCCGACAAGCGCUCUGUCUUGCUGGACAUCCUCCACACCCACGGUGCUGGUCUGUCCCUGAUCUUCGUUGAGACCAAGCGCAUGGCCGACUCGCUCUCCGACUUCCUGAUCAACCAGGGUUUCCCUGCCACAUCCAUUCACGGCGACCGCACUCAGCGCGAGCGUGAGAAGGCUCUGGAGAUGUUCCGAUCUGGACGUUGCCCCAUCCUCGUUGCUACUGCUGUAGCCGCCCGUGGUCUUGACAUCACAAACGUCACUCACGUGGUCAACUACGAUCUCCCUACUGACAUUGACGACUACGUCCAUCGCAUUGGUCGUACUGGUCGUGCCGGAAACACGGGUAUCGCCACCGCUUUCUUCAACCGCGGCAACCGUGGUGUUGUCCGUGAUCUCAUCGACCUGCUCAAGGAGGCCAACCAGGAGGUCCCCCAGUUCCUCGAGUCCAUCGCCCGUGAGGGCUCCGGCUUCGGUGGUGGCGGCGGCCGUGGUGGUCGUGGUGGCGGUCGUGGCCGUGGCAACGCUGCUACCCGUGACGUUCGUCGCAUGGGCGGUGGUGCUGGUGGUGGCUUCGGCGGCGGCGCUGGCAACUGGGGAGGUCCUCCUCAGCAGGGUGGCUUCGGUGGCGGCUACGGCGGUGCUCCUAGCUACGGCGGUCCCCCACCCCCCAUGGGCGGUAGCGGCGGCGGCUUCGGCGGUGGUGGCUACGGCAACCCCUCAGGCCCUGGCGGCAACUCUUGGUGGUAA
Molecule: messenger RNA, 2088 nt
Organism: Ascochyta rabiei
Lineage: Eukaryota; Fungi; Ascomycota; Dothideomycetes; Pleosporales; Didymellaceae
Product: RNA helicase
Exons: 4
Coding region: 1-2088 (695 amino acids)
Cellular component (GO): nucleus
Molecular function (GO): RNA helicase activity; RNA binding; ATP binding
Source: RefSeq, a predicted model, not a curated record